Oncorhynchus keta (chum salmon) is the source of this 1735-nucleotide messenger RNA. RefSeq names its product UDP-glucose ceramide glucosyltransferase (gene ugcg). Lineage: Eukaryota; Metazoa; Chordata; Actinopteri; Salmoniformes; Salmonidae. Gene Ontology annotation, molecular function: ceramide glucosyltransferase activity. Gene Ontology annotation, biological process: glucosylceramide biosynthetic process. Gene Ontology annotation, cellular component: membrane. The record is from RefSeq and is a predicted model, not a curated record. Bases 77 to 1321 code for a protein of 414 amino acids. The transcript is spliced from 9 exons.
UACCCCGCCCGGACUCCAGCCAGUCCGCCUGGAUAUUUACACCGCCGGUGUUGUUAAACGGAGCAACUUAGCCACAAUGAUGGCUCUUCUGGAUCUUGCCAUGCAAGGUUUCUCUAUAUUUGGAUUCAUUCUAUUUUUGGUACUCUGGUUUAUGCAUUUCAUGUCCAUCGUCUAUGUCCGACUCUAUCUCAAUAAGAAGAGCAUUGACAAGCAGCCCUACAGUAAGCUGGCGGGGGUCUCUCUACUGAAGCCUCUGAAAGGAGUAGACCCCAACCUCAUCAAUAACCUGGAGACCUUCUUUGAACUCGACUACCCCACGUUUGAGAUCCUACUCUGUGUACAGGACCAUGACGACCCAGCCAUUGACGUUUGUAAAAAGCUUCUAGGAAAAUAUCCCAACGUUGAUGCUCGGUUAUUUAUAGGAGGAAAGAAGGUCGGCAUCAACCCCAAGAUAAAUAACCUGAUGCCGGGUUAUGAAGGGGCCCAGUAUGACCUCGUGUGGAUCUGCGACAGCGGAAUACGAGUGAAACCGGACACUCUGACCGAUAUGGCCAAUCAGAUGACUGAGAAGGUGGGGUUGGUUCAUGGCCUUCCCUACGUGGCCGACAGACAGGGCUUCGCUGCUACACUGGAGCAGGUGUACUUUGGCACGUCCCACCCACGCUCCUACAUCUCAGCCAACGUGAUGGGUAUUAAGUGUGUGACAGGGAUGUCAUGUUUGAUGAGGAAAGAUAUCUUGGACCAGGCUGGAGGGCUCAUAACCUUCGCUCAGUACAUCGCCGAGGACUACUUUAUGGCGAAGGCCAUCGCUGACAGGGGAUGGAAAUUCUCCAUGGCAACGCAGGUAGCCAUGCAGAACUCCGGGUCCUAUUCAGUUGCUCAGUUCCAGUCCCGUAUGAUCAGGUGGGCCAAGCUUCGUAUCAACAUGCUCCCCGCCACCGUCUGUGAGCCCAUCUCAGAGUGUUUCGUAGCCAGCCUUAUCAUUGGCUGGGCCGCGCAUCACGUGUUCCACUGGGAUAUUAUGGUCUUCUUCAUGUGCCACUGUCUGGCGUGGUUCAUCUCUGAUUACAUCCAGCUCCGAGGAGUUCAGGUACACACACACUGUCUGGCGUGGUUCAUCUCUGAUUACAUCCAGCUCCGAGGAGUUCAGGGCGGUGCGCCGGCCUUCUCCAAACUGGACUACGCUGUGGCCUGGUUCAUCAGAGAGUCCAUGACCAUCCAGAUCUUCCUGUCGGCCCUGUGGGACCCCACCAUCAGCUGGCGAACGGGGCGCUACAGGUUACGAUGUGGGGGUACGGCCGAGGAGAUCCUGGAUGUAUAGCUACCAGCUUAAGUCCACCUACAGGGACACAUAACCCGAGUCCUAUCACCCCCAGGGGCCAGAGACAAUACCAGACACAGACUGAUCAGCAUCCCUAUAUAGUCAACUACUUUUGACCAGGGCCCACACUUGCCCAUAUUUUUCUGCUCUGGUUUAAGGUAGUGCACUAUAUAGGGAAUAGGGUUCCAUAGGGCUCUGGUUUAAUGUAGUGCACUAUAUAGGGAAUAGGGUGCCGUUUGGUAUACGGCCAGAGAGAGAUGGCAACAUUGAGUGGAAGAAAAUAAACUACCAGCUGUGGGUGUGAUGGCUAGAAGGAAACUACCAGCUGUGGGUGUGACUGCUAGAAGGAAACUACCAGCUGUGGGUGUGAUGGCUCAGAAGGAAACUACCAGCUGUGGGUGUGACGAGAAGAAG